AUGGAAUCUGCUUGGGGUACUCGCAAGUCAACUCGCACUCAAGGCGAUGGAAAUGCAUCCACGACAGGUAGCAGCGGAGGCAGCUCUAAACUAGUGCAAUUGCAGAGGCAGAGUUCUUCUGCUGGACUUGGAUUGGCAGCAUCUACCUCGGGUCCGGCGUCAUCAUCCAGCGCGGCCAGCAAUGGACCCACGAUCUCUGGAGGUGCAUUGGAUUUUGGCGGCAGUAUUAGUGGCGGUAGUGGUGGUGGUGGAAGUGUUCGGGGCGAAUCAGGGCAACUUCACUACAGUUCCAAACUUGCUCACGGUAUCUCAGGGAAUCAAAGUCGACCUCCUGCUGUCACAGGUGGAGUUUCUAGCAGCAGCGUAGAAUCAUCUGGAUCAGGAUCGGGAACAGGUACAUCUGCAGCGGGAUCCACUGUUGCAGGAACCUCAAAAUCGACUGCUGUCCCCUUGACUGGUAUAAGCACUGGAUCACUGCACCCAUUGCACUUCAACUGGGUGUUUUGGUUCAUGCAUCGUGCUCCUGGUAGCAAAAUUGUGAAUUAUGAAAGCUCAAUGAAGAAGAUCGCCACCUUUGGAUCGGUAGAGGACUUUUGGGCUGUAUAUUCGCAUCUAAAACGACCUCAUGAAUUACCAACUGUAAGCGACUAUCACUUGUUCAAACAAGGUGUGCGACCUGUGUGGGAAGAUGCGACCAAUAUUAAUGGAGGCAAAUGGAUUGUCCGGUUGAAGAAGGGACUAGCGAGCCGUUAUUGGGAGAAUCUGGUGAUGGCUGUAAUCGGAGACCAGUUUGAUGUUGGAUCUGAAAUCUGUGGCGCGGUGUUGUCGAUCCGUGGAGGCGAGGACAUCCUUUCGCUAUGGAACCAGUCUGCACACGAAGGGCGUAUCAACUUGAAGAUUAGGGACACAAUGAAGCGAGUACUGAAUCUACCUGCAGACACGAUUAUGGAAUAUAAGACACAUAAUGAUGCACUCAAGGAUAACUCCAGCUUCAGGAACACGGAUGUGUUCAGGUGA
Molecule: messenger RNA, 1017 nt
Organism: Lobosporangium transversale
Lineage: Eukaryota; Fungi; Mortierellomycota; Mortierellomycetes; Mortierellales; Mortierellaceae
Product: translation initiation factor eIF 4e-like domain-containing protein
Exons: 5
Coding region: 1-1017 (338 amino acids)
Biological process (GO): translational initiation
Cellular component (GO): eukaryotic translation initiation factor 4F complex; cytoplasm
Molecular function (GO): RNA 7-methylguanosine cap binding; translation initiation factor activity
Source: RefSeq, a predicted model, not a curated record